UGCCACGGUGCGUACGCGAAAUUUGAUGCUGGGCCAUUGAAAUCCGAUACAGAAAGCUCAGCCUUGGCGAAAAUUGUCAGAUAAUCGAAAUUAACAGAUAUAACGGAAUUAACGCUAGUACUACCCAAUUUAAAACAACCGAAAAUUGCCAGUGAAAUCAGCGAACCAAAGGAAUAAAAGUUCGUACCGUGUGAGUGUGUUAAAAGUUUCCUCUGUGUGUGAGUGUGUGUGCGCGCAAAAAGAAUAGAGAAAGCAAAGCAUCCCGAAGGAGUGGCACACAAAGUGUUUGCAUAACUUAACUCGCCAUAGCCACCCAUUAACUACUUGAUUAAAUGCCCCGAAAUCUCAACAAAGGCGAGGACUGAAGAAAUGGAUAUGCGGGAAGAACAUCCACGGUGUAGUUUUUAGUGUGGCGUCACUGCCAAUUGAGGCGUGGUCGCGCCAAUCCAUUUGGUCAUGGAUUCCGUCCAGACAGCCCAGUGUAUUGUGUGUUCCGUCGUCGUUUGCGUCCUGCUCAUCAUCACGGGGUUCCUCAUAUUCAUCCUAAGUGUGUAUGCCUUUUCCCCCCUUAUGGAUAAGGUGCAGCUCCGUGUUAUAGAGACCAAUGUGACCACCACAGAGAGGGACCCCAUUCACGAUCACGACUAUAGUUGAGCUGGAGGGAAAACUUUCCCUGUACUUGUUCAAUUUUUGAUUAAAGAUUUCUAGAUAUUCACUCUAA
Messenger RNA from Drosophila teissieri, 721 nucleotides. RefSeq lists its product as uncharacterized. Bases 457 to 654 code for a protein of 65 amino acids. The transcript is spliced from 2 exons. NCBI's taxonomy places the organism in Eukaryota, Metazoa, Arthropoda, Insecta, Diptera, Drosophilidae. The record is from RefSeq and is a predicted model, not a curated record.